CCCCCCCCCCUCAUAGCAACUAUUAAUAAUACUUGUUUAUUUCUCUAUUUGGAAGCUUUACACUUCACCUUCCAUCUUUCUCCCUUUUCCAUAUUUAAUUUAAACCCUACAAACCAGCCCAUUGUUAAGCCAAAACAUUCUUCUCCAUCUCCUUCUUCCUAUAUUAACCCCCAUCGUUGAUUCCCACCACACCCAUAUCACAUUAAGCACAUUUUUUCAGUCCGUAUUAAUGGAAGCAGGUAAUAGGAUCGGCUCAACCGCUCACCCAAGCUCCGCGCCGGCACCGGUACCGGGCCGCUCCUGCAGUGGCACACUUGGGCGCCACCUGGCUCGACGGCUGGUGGAGGUUGGGGUAAACGAUGUCUUCUCUGUGCCGGGUGAUUUCAAUUUAACGCUUUUGGACCACCUGAUCGCCGAGCCACAGCUGAAUCUGAUCGGCUGCUGUAACGAGCUGAACGCCGGAUACGCCGCCGAUGGGUAUGCGCGUGCCAGGGGAGUUGGAGCCUGUGUAGUGACUUUCACUGUUGGCGGGCUCAGUGUGCUGAACGCCAUUGCUGGGGCUUACAGCGAGAAUUUGCCUGUGAUUUGUAUCGUCGGUGGCCCGAAUUCAAACGAUUAUGGGACUAAUCGGAUCUUGCAUCACACCAUUGGUUUGCCUGAUUUUACUCAAGAACUCAGGUGCUUCCAAACUGUUACUUGUGCCCAGGCAGUGGUGAAUAACUUGGAUGAUGCUCAUGAGCUCAUAGAUACUGCAAUUUCUACUGCUUUGAAGGAAAGCAAGCCAGUCUAUAUAAGUAUAAGCUGUAAUUUGCCUGGAAUUCCCCAUCCAACUUUCAUUAGGGAUCCAGUCCCCUUCUUUCUUGCACCCAAGGUAAGCAAUCAAUUAGGACUGGAAGCAGCUGUAGAAGCAGCUGCUGAGUUUUUGAACAAAGCUGUGAAGCCAGUUCUUGUGGGUGGACCAAAGUUGAGGGUAGCAAAAGCACAAGAAGCUUUCGUUGGGCUCGCUGAUGUCUGUGGAUAUCCAGUAGCUGUCAUGCCAUCAGGGAAGGGAUUGGUCCCAGAGCAUCAUCACCAGUUCAUUGGGACCUAUUGGGGUGCUGUUAGCACCAGCUUUUGUGGGGAGAUUGUGGAAUCUGCUGAUGCAUAUCUCUUUGCUGGCUCCAUCUUCAAUGAUUAUAGUUCUGUUGGGUAUUCUUUGCUGAUCAAGAAGGAGAAAUCAAUCAUAGUGCAACCGAAUCGUGUGACUAUAGGAAAUGGUCCUUCGUUUGGCUGGGUAUUCAUGGCGGAUUUCUUAAGUGCAUUAGCCAAGAAGCUAAAGAAAAACACCACAGCUCUUGAGAACUACCGUAGGAUCUUUGUGCCCCCUGGAAUCCCUCUGGAGUUUAACAAAGAUGAGCCUCUUAGAGUAAAUGUUCUCUUCAAGCACAUUCAGGAGAUGCUAAGUACUGAAACUGCAGUAAUUGCUGAAACUGGGGACUCCUGGUUCAACUGCCAGAAACUCCGCCUUCCUGAGAACUGUGGGUAUGAAUUCCAAAUGCAAUACGGAUCUAUUGGUUGGUCAGUCGGUGCAACUCUUGGAUAUGCUCAGGGUGCCAAAGACAAGCGUGUUAUUGCUUGCAUUGGUGAUGGAAGUUUCCAGGUAACAGCUCAGGAUGUUUCAACAAUGAUCCGCUGUAUGCAAAAAAGUAUUAUAUUCCUCAUCAACAAUGGAGGUUAUACAAUUGAAGUAGAGAUUCAUGAUGGCCCCUACAAUGUGAUUAAAAACUGGGACUAUACCAGCUUCGUUAAUGCCAUCCACAAUGGUGAAGGCAAAUGCUGGACUGCAAAGGUACGUACACAGGAUGAACUGGAAAAAGCAAUAGCAACUGCAACAGGAUCAGAAAAGGAUUCCUUAUGUUUCAUUGAAGUUAUUGUGCACAAGGAUGAUACGAGCAAAGAGCUGCUGGAAUGGGGGUCGCGAGUCUCAUCUGCCAACAGUCGUCCUCCAAAUCCUCAAUAGUAUUGUUCAGCUUUUCUGUAUGCUUUAAAUCAAGGGACAGUUAAUCAAGGUUUUAAACAAGAAGGAAGAGGAAAAAACAAAGAGAGAGAAACAGAAAAACAAUGCAGGCCUCCUAAUUCUGUAUGUUAUGAUGUACUUGUGUCUUCACUUUUUUAUCUGUUGUACAUAGAUGAUGAAUAAGCUGCUAUUUGAGAAGAGAUGUAGCGAGUUGUGAAUUAGCAUUUUUCCUGUCAAUAAAGAGGGCAUUUGAACAGUGA
Molecule: messenger RNA, 2256 nt
Organism: Carica papaya (papaya)
Lineage: Eukaryota; Viridiplantae; Streptophyta; Magnoliopsida; Brassicales; Caricaceae
Product: pyruvate decarboxylase 1
Cellular component (GO): cytosol
Molecular function (GO): thiamine pyrophosphate binding; pyruvate decarboxylase activity; magnesium ion binding
Source: RefSeq, a predicted model, not a curated record